GCCACAUCCACGCUCAACCUGCUCUCCCUUCCUCCCGAACUCAUCCUCGAGAUCGCCGACCACAUUCCCCCUGACGGCAUCCUAUCACUAAAGUUCACGCAUCCAAGUUUCAACACCCUCCUUCCGCUUGCCCCGCGUCUCAAGAAUACCGCUUUAACUACCUGUGCCCGACUAGCCAUUCGAACCUACCUUUCUCGCCCAGAGCCGAAACCUUCCCACAUACGUUGCAUUCUUUGCAAAGCCAUUUAUCCCGCUGCCCUCUUUAGUUCCUCUAGCAGCCCGGCAUGUUUACCUCGAUAUCCUACCCAUAAUGCCCCGCAUACGGAGAUUGUCGAACUCCCAGCGCGGUUUUGCGCUUGGCAU
Messenger RNA from Lindgomyces ingoldianus, 363 nucleotides. RefSeq lists its product as uncharacterized. The transcript has a single exon. Lineage: Eukaryota; Fungi; Ascomycota; Dothideomycetes; Pleosporales; Lindgomycetaceae. The annotation marks the transcript as partial. The record is from RefSeq and is a predicted model, not a curated record. Gene Ontology annotation, molecular function: protein binding.